AUGUCGCCUUCUCCUCCUUCGCCACACACCUCUUUCCCCACACCACAACAUCACGGACACUUACCACAUCGAGCCGUCCAUCGAGGUCAAGGCCCAGCAACAUCAGCAAGCUCGGUGCUUCCUCGUAGCGAGCGACCAUCAAUCAUCAUGGAUCCUGGUCAGUUCAGACCAACUCCGAGUCUAUUCGUGAACGAGAACGAAUCUCCCGCGGUCGAGGGACGCAACCAGAGACCAGCGGCGGGCGAAACGCCAAGAGCCACAAUCGAGCAGCAGGACGAGCCCAUCCCCCAGCGAGCAGCCAGUCAGCAAUCCCAGACCCCACACGAUCUAACAACAAGCUACCUUCCCUCCCUGAACGCCGACGUCGAUGAUGACGAGAUCUGGCCAACUUUGCGCAAAGCCUACGCAAAAAUCUACUGGCAGGCCGCCAAUAUCCUUCAAGUACGCCUCGAACCCAAUACGCCAGAGUCGAAGCACCGGGACGAACUGCGCGUCUACGCCCGAGCAAUCAAAACUAUCUCAGAGCCCGAGUUCCGCAAACAGUCGGCAAAAGAAUGGCCGAAGCUUCCGAAUACGGCGUGA
Molecule: messenger RNA, 582 nt
Organism: Recurvomyces mirabilis
Lineage: Eukaryota; Fungi; Ascomycota; Dothideomycetes; Mycosphaerellales; Teratosphaeriaceae
Exons: 2
Coding region: 1-582 (193 amino acids)
Source: RefSeq, a predicted model, not a curated record